This is a messenger RNA of Populus nigra (black poplar), 2049 nucleotides long. Its product is annotated as cation/H(+) antiporter 3-like. The record is from RefSeq and is a predicted model, not a curated record. Gene Ontology annotation, molecular function: antiporter activity. Gene Ontology annotation, cellular component: membrane; endomembrane system. NCBI's taxonomy places the organism in Eukaryota, Viridiplantae, Streptophyta, Magnoliopsida, Malpighiales, Salicaceae. The coding region runs from base 1 to 2049 and encodes 682 amino acids. The transcript is spliced from 3 exons. Gene Ontology annotation, biological process: proton transmembrane transport; regulation of pH.
AUGACAACUGGCAGAGAAACCUUGUUUUUUGUUAAUUUUGCUGCCGCAACAUCAUAUUCUAUCACUUCAUUUCCAGUCAUAGUUACCCUUCUUACUGACUUGAAACUUCUAAACUCUGAACUCGGCCGAUUGGGACUAUCGACCGCACAAGUCAGUGAUGUUUUCAGCCUUUUUCUGAUCUUUUUUUUGUCCGUGCUGAAAGUAAUGAGCCAAGAAAUGUACAGCAGGGAAAACGUUUUUAUAAUUGCAGGCUUCAUUGUUUUUGUUGCCGGUAUUCUUAAGCCAGCACUGCAUUCGCUGGUGAAAAAGCUCCGCAAUGGCAUGCCUCUGAAGGAUGUAUACAUUUAUCUCAUCAUGUCGUUGUUCCUCGGGUCUGUGUUCCUUUCACAUUAUUAUGGACAGUCUGCUAUCUUUGCUCCUUAUAUUAUUGGUCUAGCUGUUCCCUCUGGGCCUCCUUUGGGGUCUGCUUUAGUGGAGAAAUUCGAAGUGGUUUCCGGAUUGUUCCUUCCACUCUUUGUUACGACCUGUGGCAUGAGGUUGGAUCUCUUAGAAACUAAAUACACUGCAGAGAUAUCAAUACCCGCUGCUGUUUCGAUUGUUGUAAUUACCUUAUCCAAAUUCUUGGUAUGUUUCGUGUCACACUCGUACUUCUGGGAAUUGCCAAAAAGUAAUGCUGCUGCUUUUGCUCUCGUAAUGUGUUCCAGAGGAGUGGUUGAGCUGGCCUUUUACACUUUCCUGAGUGAUCAGGAGAUUGUAAAGGAUGAAUCAUUUGUAUUCAUGAUUUUCAUGGUCGUUCUCUUCAGUGGCCUUAUACCAUUUUUUGUUACAUGUCUCUACAAUCCGACAAAGAGUUACGCAGGACACCAUAUAAGAAGCCUUGCGCAUUCAGAUUCCGAUUCAGAGCUGCAAAUCAUUUCUUGUAUCCAUGCACCAGGGGAUGUGACGGCAGUAAUCAGACUUCUUGAUGCCUCAUGUGGUGGAGAUAGCCCCAUAGCAGUUACCGUCCUUCACCACAUGAAGCUUGUUGCGCAAUCCACGCCAAUCUUCAUUUCCCACAGAAAAGAAAGGCUAAUACUAUGUGAAUACAUAUACUCCGUCAAUGUCAUCAAUUUGUUUAAUGAAUUCGAGCAAAACACUCGUGGAUCCGUUUCAGUAAAUGCUGUCACCGCAGUCUCUCCGCCAACGUCGAUGCAUGGUGAUAUUUGCUCAGUAGCAGUGGACAAGCUAGCAUCUCUUAUAAUAAUCCCAUUUCAUAUCAGAUGGUGGAAACAAGAUGGGACCAUUGAAUCAGAGGAUCAUGCCCUAAGGGAAUUGAAUUGCAGGGUCCUUGAGAGUGCACCAUGCUCUGUAGCUAUCCUUGUCGAUCGAUGCAAUAAUAUUCCAAGGAAGCCUGUCAGCAAAGAUGAUGAAUUAUCAUUGACAUAUGAUGUUGCUAUGAUCUUCUUGGGAGGCAAUGAUGACAGGGAAGCAUUAACUUUUGCUAUACGCAUGGCAGAAGACACCAGGGUGAGGUUGUCUGUGGUGCAUCUCAUAGCCCCAAAUAAUGGUGUUAGUGGUGGUAAUGAAGGUGUCAACAUUAACUGUCAAGACUUUGAAUCAACUCAUGAUUAUAUGGCUAUGAGGGAUAUUAAGGAAAGAGAAUACAUAGCAUAUAGAGAGGUGAUAGCAGAAGAUGCAGCUGCAACUGCUUCAAUUGUAAGAUCCAUCAUGGAUGAACAUGAGCUAAUAGUAGUUGGAAGAAGAAACAUGGAAGAUGACAUUCCUCAAACAGCUGGUUUAAAAGAAUGGUGUGAGCACCCAGAGCUGGGGGUUUUGGGUGACCUCAUUUUAUCGAACGAGACCAAGAACUUGGUCCUGUCGUGGGUGCGAUUGGCGGCGUGUGGAGGGGCUGUCAUUUUGAGGCAGUAUGACACCAUGAGUGAAGGAAGUCAAGAAUUUGUCAUGGUGGUCUGUUGUGGUUGCUGGAGACGACGAUUUGCUAUUGGUUGUGCAUAUGCAGAUUGGAAGAGACGAUUGGUUGUUGUCUUCUACGGGGAUCUGUCAAGUUGA